AUGAGAGACCCUACUGUCAUCGAUGCCGUCGAGGAGACGUUGCGCAAGGAGGAGGCCCAAGGCUUCAUCAGGAAACUGAACGAGGGGGAUACCCUUGACCGCAGCCGGAGCUUCGUCCCUCGAGGAGCCAUCCCAAAGAAAGAUGGUGGGGUGAGAGUGAUCGAUGACUACCUCCGGGGUAACAUAAAUCUCCGGGCCAAAGUUCCGAACUCCAAUAAGCUCCCGUCCACGACCUGUACUCGGAGAUUGGUGGGUGAGCUGCAGCAGAAAUACCCCGUGAGUAAGUGGCUCCUCUUCGAGCUGGACAUGGAGAGUGCGUACCGCUUCCUGAAGAUCCAUCCCGAGGAGAGACGGCACCUAUCCUUCUGCCACGAGGACAGCAGCGGCGUUGCCUCCUACUUCGAAAACUGUUCGUUGCCCUUCGGGCUCAACUCAAGCGGGUUCUGGUUCGUAUGCUAUGCGCGAGCAGUCCAGAACUGUGCGACAAAUAUCUUGAAACCCUGGCUGCCGUGCGGUACGGCAGCCGGCUUCAUGUACGUCGACGACGGACUGACUCGAUGCUUCGAGGGCUGGAAGCCGCAGACGUCUCCGGCCUUCCAGCCCACCAGACCCACGCGCCCAGGAGUGGGAUAUUUAAUACGAGUUAACAAGUUAACACAGGUUAGAUACCGAUACGAAGGGCGCGUCACACCGGGCGCACUGGCAUGUUGCAAAGCAGAUGUUCUCUUGAAGGACUAG
Perkinsus marinus ATCC 50983 is the source of this 738-nucleotide messenger RNA. RefSeq lists its product as hypothetical. The record is from RefSeq and is a predicted model, not a curated record. Bases 1 to 738 code for a protein of 245 amino acids. Lineage: Eukaryota; Perkinsozoa; Perkinsida; Perkinsidae. The transcript has a single exon.